CGUAAACCUAUCAAGGGGUUUAUUCCGUAAGGGUAGAAAGCCCUAGCAAAACUGAAGUGCAGUUCUGCAAGUCUGCGACUCCAAAUCUCGGGGGGAAAAUAGAAAGAAAAAUUCCGAACACACAAAUUUUGAAUUGAAACAAGAAAAUGGGCAAGGAGAUGUCUAAUCCUCCGGCCAACCAGAAGCAUCAGUCUACGGUGGCGUACACGGUGGAGCAGCUCGUCGCCGUCAAUCCCUACAACCCCGACAUCCUCCCCGAUCUCGAAAACUACGUUAACGAGCAGGUCUCAUCGCAAACCUACAGUUUGGAUGCAAAUCUUUGCCUUCUCCGUCUCUACCAAUUUGAGCCUGCAAGAAUGAGCACCCAGAUUGUUGCUCGCAUCUUAAUCAAGGCUUUGAUGGCAACGCCAGCACCUGAUUUCAGCCUCUGUCUCUUUUUAAUUCCUGAAAGAGUGCAAAUGGAGGAGCAAUUUAAGACACUGAUUGUUUUGUCGAACUACUUGGAGACUGCCAGAUUCCGCCAGUUUUGGGAUGAAGCAGCUAAGAGCCGCCACAUCUUAGAGGCUGUUCCAGGCUUUGAGCAAGCUGUUCAAACAUAUGCAAUUCAUGUCCUUUCAUUGACGUACCAAAAAGUCCCGAGGUCUGUGCUAGCCGAGGCCAUAAAUAUCGAGGGCCCCUCUCUGGACAAGAUAAUCGACUACCACACUGCAAACUCUGGUUGGCAAAUUGAGAAAGAGAAAACGGGCCCACUUAUUAUUCUCCCCCAGAAUGAAUUCAACCAUCCCCAGCUCAAGAAAAGUGCUGCAAAUGGCGUACCUUUGGAGAAAAUAGCACGAAUCAUCCCCAUUCUUGGUUGAUCUUAUCGAAAAUCACUUUGUGUUGUGUGAGAUGACAGCAGGAUUACAUUUAAAAUUAAAGUUAGAUUUUGACCUUUUUAAGUUGCAAUGGGAUAAGAUUUUUAAAUUCUGAUUUGAAUUUUCACCUGUUUAAAAGAUGAUCAUUUGGAAUUUGCAUUUUAUCUUGAGUGAUCAAUAUCUUGGAAGUUGGAGGAGCAUGAUUGCUGUUAUGCAGAAGAUUUGAUUCUACCGAUAUAAGUUGGAUUGGUAUAAGUUGUAGUUUUUAUCGACACAAUGCUUCUGCAUAUGUUUAAAACCGAGGUGAAUUUUCAUCUUUACCACGUGAUUUGUAAAAAUUGUAAUUGUACGAUAGGGAAAAUUUUAAUUGCAUAAUUACAAAU
Striga asiatica is the source of this 1237-nucleotide messenger RNA. The record is from the annotation of a GenBank genome assembly. NCBI's taxonomy places the organism in Eukaryota, Viridiplantae, Streptophyta, Magnoliopsida, Lamiales, Orobanchaceae.